Messenger RNA from Fusarium keratoplasticum, 1074 nucleotides. Its product is annotated as Abhydrolase-3 domain-containing protein. Gene Ontology annotation, molecular function: hydrolase activity. Lineage: Eukaryota; Fungi; Ascomycota; Sordariomycetes; Hypocreales; Nectriaceae. The transcript has 5 exons. Bases 1 to 1074 code for a protein of 357 amino acids. The record is from RefSeq and is a predicted model, not a curated record.
AUGGCACCCGCUCUCACCACCGAGACCCCAAGGAACACGAGCUCUGCUCACGCCCUUCAGAAUCCGAUCGAUCCCAGCUUUCUUGAUCGUCUAGACAAGGACUUUAUCGAAUACUACAAUCUUCACCUCGCGAACAAGCCAGCGACUCACUCCGUCUCCAUUGCCGACAUCCGCGCCAACCCCAAGAAGUAUGCCUCACCCUGGUGCCGUGACUUCUCCAACGAGCCUUUUGUCAAAGAUAUCAAGAUCAAAUCAGACGAUGGCCAUGAGAUCACUGCGAGAUGCUAUCACCCCGACGCCAGCAAGUCGCCGUUUGGCCAAGGGCCGUACCCAGUUCACAUCAACUUUCAUGGUGGAGGAUUCACUUUUGGUGAUCUGACUGGCGACGCCGAACUCUGCAUGGAGUGGCGGAAUCGACUUGGGAUUAUGGUCAUUGAUGUCAAUUAUAGACACUGCCCUGAGAACGCCUUUGGAAAAGGGCAUGACGACGCCUGGGCGGCUAUCCGUUGGGUGCAUCGCCACGGGAGUGAGAUUAACAUUCGUCCAGACUCCAUCUCGAUCGGAGGCAUCUCCGCCGGGGGAACACUAAGCGCCGUCGCCCAGCAACUCGCGCGUGACCACGGGCUUCCUUUAAAGCUAGCUGUUCUGGCGGUUCCUUGCACAGUCAUCCAUGAUACACCCGCCACCCCGGAAGAAAGCCCCUUCGCAUCCUUUGCCGAGAACGCCCUGGCGCCCUGCCUCAACUGGAAACGUAUCGUCUACUUCCGGGACCAUUGGGCUUCCACGACUGAGGAGGAGAGAGCCGCCUUCUUUGCAAGGGGAGAGGCUUUCCUGAGUCCCCUCAAGGGAGACUUGACUGGGGUUUGUGACACCUUCGUCUGCACCGCAGGCUGUGAUCCUCUUCGAGACGAGGGCGAGCAGUAUGGACGGCGCCUCGUGGAGUCGGGUGUAAAAACUACAGUACGGCGCUAUACGGGUGUGCCUCACCCCUUUAUGCACAUGGCUGGUGUGCGAAAGGCCCAAAUGUUUAUGGAUGAUGUUACUGAAGAAUUGAAGAGAGUUCACCACGCCUAG